AUUUAUAUAAAUAUUUUCAGUUUUUGCAUGAGAAGAUAAUAAUCACUUCACAAUCUUCAGUUACAAGAAAAAUGGUGACAUUCCCGGAAUCCGGACGAUACUAUUUUUUGGAACUUCUCACUGUGCUGAUUUAUGUGGGAUCAUUAAGUGUUGGAAUAGCAGAAAGCAGAAAUGUAAAGAUUUUCAACAAAGAUACCUAUAAUGGAGUCGAAUACUCCGCGUUAAAUUGCCGUAAGCACACCGCGUUUUUGACAGAUUUUGGAGGCGUUGGAGAUGGAAAAACAUUGAACACAAAGGCCUUUCAAACUGCCAUUGCGAAUCUUAGCCAAUACGCGAAAGAUGGUGGCGCUGAACUUAUCGUUCCACCCGGAAAAUGGUUGACGGGUAGCUUCAAUCUCACUAGCCAUUUCACUCUUUACAUCCACAAGGAUGCAACCAUUCUUGCUUCUCAGACAGAAUCAGAUUUUCCUUUAAUUGCACCAUUGCCUUCUUUCGGACAAGAAGCAACUGUUCCUGAUGGAAGAUUUGCUAGUCUCAUUUUUGGAACAAAUCUUACUGAUGUUGUAAUCACUGGUAACAAUGGCACGAUUGAUGGUCAGGGUGCUCCCUGGUGGGACAAAUUUACGAAGGGUCAGCUUAAGGCAGCUCGACCGUUCUUGAUUGAGAUUAUGUUCUCUACAGACCUUCAAAUAUCAAAUAUUACUUUACUCAACUCCCCAAUGUGGCAUGUUCAUCCUGUCUACUGCAGUAACGUGUUUAUCAAAGGAGUGACAAUUAACGCCCCAGUUGAAGUUCCUAAUACAGAUGGAAUUAACCCAAAUUCGUGCACAAACACUCGAAUAGAGGAUUGUUACAUUACAUCAGGAGAUGACUGCGUUGCAGUCAAAAGCGGUUGGGACCAGUAUGGAAUUAAAUUUGCAAUGCCUUUAAAAGACCUAAUUGUAAGAAGACUGACUUGCAUUUCCCCUAAAAGUGCGGCCAUAGCUCUAGGCAGUGAGUUAUCCGGCGGAAUUGAAAACGUAAGAGUUGAGGACAUGACAGCAAUCAAUACAGAAUCUGCUGUUAGAAUCAAAACUGCACCUGGAAGAGGAGGUUAUUUGAGAGACAUAUUUAUAAGAAGGCUGAAUUUGCAAACCAUGAAGUAUGUUUUCUGGAUAUCAGGUGCUUAUAAGUCGCAUCCAGAUGACGGGUUUGACCCCAAUGCAUUUACAGAGAUCAAAAACAUCAACUACCGAGACAUUGUAGCCAAGGAUGUGAACAUCACAGGAGCGCUAAGUGGAUUUCCUAACGAUCCCUUUACUGGAAUCUGCAUUUCUAAUGCAACUAUAACAUUGAGUGCCACACCAAAACCAUUGCAAUGGAACUGCACAGAUGUACAGGGUGUUUCAAGCCGUGUGACUCCUAAACCCUGCAGUUCACUGCCUGAAAAAGCAUCCGAUUGCCCUUUCCCAGUAGAUAAACUGCCGAUCGAAAGCAUUCAGCUCAAAACAUGUUCAGCCAAGAGCAUUAUCCCUGGGAUAUAAAUCUAUCAUUAAGAGAUAAAAUAAAGCACAUUUGUAAGCUGCUGCUAUAUAGGGUAGUUUAUUGAUAUAUGAAUGACUUUUUGUUAUUAUAUGAAAUAAUUUCGAUAAUAAAUAAUAUCUUUUUGUGAUA
This is a messenger RNA of Mercurialis annua (annual mercury), 1653 nucleotides long. Its product is annotated as probable polygalacturonase. Lineage: Eukaryota; Viridiplantae; Streptophyta; Magnoliopsida; Malpighiales; Euphorbiaceae. Gene Ontology annotation, molecular function: polygalacturonase activity. The transcript is spliced from 6 exons. The coding region runs from base 72 to 1523 and encodes 483 amino acids. The record is from RefSeq and is a predicted model, not a curated record. Gene Ontology annotation, biological process: carbohydrate metabolic process.